Messenger RNA from Symbiodinium necroappetens, 1491 nucleotides. Lineage: Eukaryota; Dinophyceae; Suessiales; Symbiodiniaceae. The record is from the annotation of a GenBank genome assembly.
AUGGCGCCGAGACGCGGCAAGAGAGGACCAGCAGGCGGUGGCCAACAGACGUUAAGUUUUUGGAUGCGAUCCAAGGAAGCUGAAGGUGGAUUGCGCGAUCGAUCGAGGUCCCCAGCGCAGACUGACAGUUCCGUGCUGCCGGAGGACCAGCAGAGCGACAUGAGCGACGUCGGAGUCUCCAGCACAGUGAAGCCGUCCUUGCGGCAGCGGCUCGCUGCUCGAGGAGCAGAGAUGCUCGCAACACCGCAGGCUCGCGAGUCCCUGAAGGGCAACGUGCCCAAGUUCUGUGCCCAGCAGAAAUUGCUUUUUCAGAGCUCUCCACCUUGUGGAGACAAGUCCUACGUGGCAACACCUUGCCGAAGCCCGUGCCGCUCAGACUUGCGCAAGAGGCUUGACCUGUCACCAUCGACUGUGAAGGAGGAGGACGCCUCGAUGCAGCUUCCUGCAGAUGGAGCUGGCGACAGGGCAACAUCAGCGACAGCGAAGUCAUCGACGACGGCUGCUUCUUCCGAUGUUCGUGACGAUCAAGCUGUGCAGGCAGACCUUCUGCAGAUGCGCGAGCAGGAGGCAUCAGAAGAGGUUGCCAGGAUCCUGCAGCUACAGGAAGGAAAACGCGCUUUCAGAUCAGAACUAGCAUGGGCCAAGGCAGUGCUAGGCCUGGAUGCAGCGGCGGCUGAAGUCUCCCUCGUUCACCAGGCUUUUCGUUCGCUGAUGCGCAAGCUCCACCCCGAUCGCAUCGGAGCCUGCGACGGAGCCACCGAGGCAAUGGACGAGCUCCGAAAAGCCAAGCAGCUCUGUGAACACAAGAUGAAAUUUGCGGAGCUUCACCCGCCUGCAGCGCCGAUGCGGCUAACAUCAGCGGUGCUUUGCGCUGCGCCUGGCCGCAGACGCAUCCGAGUUAGUUGGCAGUCUCCAACAGCGGUGUCGUCGCCUAUUCGCAAGUAUUUAGUUGCGGCUUUGGAUCCCUCGUUUGGCCAGCCGCUCACCAUAACAGUGCUUGAGCCGGAGUACAACGAUGAACUUAAGAGAUAUUUGUCGCUGGAAGAACUCACUAGCUGUGUCCUCGCCGAAGAAGACUUGGUCAAGAUGCCUGCCUUCUUCCAGCAGUCCGCUGCUUGCGUGUAUGUGGCAGCUGCCAAUGAAGCUGGCCAGUCGAAGUGGGCAACCAUCAGUGUGCCGCUGCGUGGUCCUGCUGCUCCGGUCGGUGAAGUUCUAACAUCCCCUUCUAGGGGCAAGGCCGACAAGGCCGAUUCUGCCAAGAGCACACCGGCCAAGGCGUCUGCUAAGCAAUGUAAGGACUUCGAGGCGACAGCACAUUCACUUCUGAAGAGGCCAGAUGGUGCAGCUGAACUUUGUGCGUGGCUUCGAAAGCAGAGUAGAGGAUUGCUUGCCAGCUGGCUGCAAUCCCAAGCGUGGCCCACGAAGGGUUCGAAGGCGGAGCUGGUUGAUCGUGUUGCCUUUGCUGUUGGGGCAAUCGGAAAAGCCAACUGA